Messenger RNA from Aplysia californica (California sea hare), 2417 nucleotides. Its product is annotated as acetylcholine receptor subunit beta. Gene Ontology annotation, molecular function: transmembrane signaling receptor activity; neurotransmitter receptor activity; extracellular ligand-gated monoatomic ion channel activity. Lineage: Eukaryota; Metazoa; Mollusca; Gastropoda; Aplysiida; Aplysiidae. Gene Ontology annotation, biological process: regulation of membrane potential; monoatomic ion transmembrane transport; chemical synaptic transmission. The record is from RefSeq and is a predicted model, not a curated record. Gene Ontology annotation, cellular component: membrane; neuron projection; synapse.
AGUCGCCUGCUUGCUUGUGUCUGGUAUGUCAGAUCGCUGUCGAAGUGUCCCGCGCACAGGUCGGGAGUUCCGUACAGAAGUUAACAGGUGAAGUCACCAGUGACGUAAUAUCGCGGACAACCCAGAGUUGCUUAUAAACGCACCUGUCUCGGUCGGGAAUCUUUGGAAAUCGUGGUGAACUUCCCUCCGUUUCCAACACUGGACCUGGUGUUGAACCCUGACCCCAAGAACCCUGUCCAGACCGUGUAUUACACACCUAGUGGAAGCUGGGAUCUGGUGGGCACCUACAUGAACGACUAUUACAGCGGGAGUGUGUUACCUCCAGGUCUACUUGACCACUCUACUGGGCAUCACGUCUUUCGGUGUGCUCGUCUCGGUGGUCGUUCUCCGGAUACACCACAGGUCACCGGAAGUUCCGGUUGGCCUGAAAACGGCCGCCAUUGUCAGCCAUUGCUUUGCUCACUGUCACAUUGUUGCCAUAUAUAGCUAUUGCGGGUAGCCUCUCCUAGUGACGUCAUUAUGUUUCCAUAUAUUGUUAUUGCAGGGAGAGUUUCCUAGUUACAUCGCGCCGUUACCAUAGAACUAUUGCUAGUAGCUUCUCCUGGUGACGUUGCGCUGUUUCCAUAUAAAAAUUCAUUGCCGCGAAAUUUUCAUAGUUAAGUCACAUUGUUACCAUAUACCGUUAUUGCGGGUGGUCUGUCGUAGUUCCGUCAUACAACUGCCAUCGUCGGCUCCUUCUGUCUAGGGAGACAAUGACUGCGCCUGUCUGUCACUCCUGUCAAGAUCAUCGUCUGGGGUGGCUCCAAAGUCCUAUUCGAGCAUGGAAGUCUCUGCCACACUUGUUGCAGAUGAAGGCUGAAGGUGAGUCGAUGGCUCGAUUUUGCUGCCUUUCUUUUCUGCGGCUUCUUCUGUCCAUCUCCUGCUCCUAUCUUAUCAUUUCGCCGCUGCGUACUCCUUGACUUACGAUGCCUUUCCAUGCUCCACGAUCAGUAGCAAACUCUUCCCAGUGGUCUGCAUCUAUGCCUGUUGUCUUGAGGUCGCGCUGCUUACAAACGUCUUUGAAGCGCUGUACUGGGCGUCCUAAAUGCGGCCAGUUCGCCGUAUAGAGUGUUUUUCGGGAUGCAUCCAUUAUUCAUGCGAUGUACGUGGCCGAUCCAUCGAAGCCGACGCUGGCAGAGUAGGAGGUGCAACCUGAAAGAACCAGCCUUUCUAAGGACAGAUGUAUGUGUAACUAUGUCCUCCCAAGUAAAGCCCAGGCUUCUUCGCAGACAACGGAGAUGGAAACUUUCUAGGCGGUUCUUCUGCUUGGCGUAUGUCGUCAGGUUUCGCUGCCAUAUUGCCACGUUAUCAUAGUUAUUGCUGGGAGACGUUCGUGGUUAUAAUACUCUGAUGUCAUAUUAAUAUAGUAUUGCAGAUGCCUCUCCUAGUGACGUCAUACUGUUCCAUCCCACUAAAACAGAAAGACUUUCAUAAUUGCAUCACACUAUUACGAUAAUCAUAUUAUAAUAAUAUAGUUAUGGCGGGUGGCCUUUCCUGGUGACGUCAAAUUGUUUCCAUAUAUAAAAUAAUUGGUGCAGAGAAAUUUUCAUAGAUACAUCACACUGUUACCAUGAUAUAUCUUUUGCAGGGAGCCUCUCCUAUUUACGAUAUAUUGUUUCCAUACAAUAUAGUUAUUGCAGGGAGACUUUCAUAGUUACAUUACACUGUUACCGACAAGUUACCAUAACUGUUUGGAGCCUCUUAUGACAACGUCACUCUGUUACCUUAUAUAUAGCUAUUGCCAGGAGCCCCUCCAAGUUACCUUUUACUUUUUCAAUAUAAUUAUGGCAGAGAGAAUUUCAUAGUUACAUCAUACUGUUACUAUAACAGUUUGAACCUCUUGUGAUUACGUCACAUACCUUAUAUAGCUAUUGCGGGGAGCUUCUCUGAGUUAUAUCUUACUGUUUCCAUAAUAUACAUGUAGUUAAUUCCAGGGAUUUUCGUAGUUAUAUCUCACUGUUACCAUAUAAUGAUAAUACAGUUAAUGCAGGGAGACUUUCACAUCAUACUGUUCCAAUAAUCAUGUUGGGAACCUCUCGUAAUUUCGUCAUACUGUUUCCAAAAUUUUUAAUACAUGUAUUAUGAAACUACAGUUAUUGCAUUGAGACUUUCAUAGUUACAUUAAACUGUUGCCAUCAUUGUUGGAAGGUUCUUGCGGUUUCUCACACUGUUACCAAAUACAUGUAUAGCUAUUGGUGGCUGGAAGCGUACCAUAGUGCGUAACUCGGUUACCAUACACAGCUAUUGCCAGAGCCUCUCGCGGUUAUAAUAUAUCAUGUAUAUUAUAUUAUUAUCUCGUGUUUGCUUUUUUAACAUCUCAUUAUUACGUCGUAUCGUCAGCGAUGGGAUUCAAUUCAGAUGGCAUCUGUAUGCAUGGG